Molecule: messenger RNA, 930 nt
Organism: Trypanosoma theileri
Lineage: Eukaryota; Euglenozoa; Kinetoplastea; Trypanosomatida; Trypanosomatidae
Exons: 1
Coding region: 1-930 (309 amino acids)
Source: RefSeq, a predicted model, not a curated record
AUGUCAAGAGGAUUAAACUGCUCAACGGAACUGAGUGCCUCCGGGAUGGGAGACAACAAGACGCAAAAGGUCUUCCACCGCACUGUGGAUGCGAACCAACAAAUGUUGAAUUACGUUAAAGAACGGGAAAACCGCUCCAGCGCUGCGGCGGCGCUCUUUCGAAAUCAUCACUUCCGUCUCACGCGGGAGGCAUCUGCAUUGGAAGCGGAGAUCCAUGAACUUAACACCCACAGUAGAACUCUCACCGCCGCCUUACGGGAGAAACAACUCGCCAGUGCUCGCCGUGCAGAACACGUAGACACCACUCAUGCGUUCAUAAAUAAUAAUAAUAGUAAUAGUAGUAGUAAUGCUGUUAAUACGUUGGAGAGGCGAAAUACAUAUGAUGAUAGUGAUAUGGCCUACAAACAAUUACAGCAACAACUGCUUGACACCAGUCGAGUGCGGGAUGAUCUCCAGCAGGAAGUGGAAAGACUUCAAUUGAGAUGUAAUGAGACGAUGAAGGAACGGGCAGUGCUGCUGCGUCUAUUAACAGAACAGCGGGAAUCACUUGAACCACUACUGCGGGAAGCAGAGGCGAUGGCAGCGGAGAUGAAAGUACUGCAGAGUGCACUAGAGACCUGCAAGGAUCAUAGUAACAGCCAAGGGAUGAACAAGAGACUUCUCAAGGGUGCGGUGAGUUGGUCCGUAGAGGAAGAACUCUCCCUUCGACAGAUUACAACACGAUUGAGUAAUUGGUGUAGUGAGGAGGAUGAGAUGAUAACAGGGGCACUGCGACUGACAGAAGUAGAAAAGGCUGUUCGUUUCUAUCAAACAUGGAAUAACGUUUUGACGGAGUCUUUGCAUGCAUUUUCUCGUGAAUGUGAGGAACGACGAGCACGGCACUACGCCCGUAUACGAGAAAUGAAGAGUUACGCAGAGAAUGCCUGCUAG